Sclerotinia sclerotiorum 1980 UF-70 is the source of this 687-nucleotide messenger RNA. RefSeq lists its product with no specific name. The transcript has a single exon. NCBI's taxonomy places the organism in Eukaryota, Fungi, Ascomycota, Leotiomycetes, Helotiales, Sclerotiniaceae. The record is from RefSeq and is a predicted model, not a curated record. Bases 1 to 687 code for a protein of 228 amino acids.
AUGGCUAGUGAUUUGGACGUCGCACCUCAUUUCCCAGCACCACUUCAAUAUUUAACGAAUCCAUAUAUUCCGAAAUACCAGGCCGAAGGCGAAGUUUAUUUCUCUAGCAUAUGCUCACACUCCAAUGUAUCAUUAUUUUUGUCGAAAAAUAUGCUUGAUGUCAUGAGCCAGUUGAGUGUUCUCACAGUGACGAUAAUUCGUGAGAGAGAAAAGAUGAAUCCGACCAGCAAAACGCAACUCCUCCGGGGAGACCAAAGCUUCGCUGGCCUCUGCGUCUACCCAAUUUUGUCUGUACUUCUGAAGAUCCAAAAUCAGAUACAUAAUAAGACUGAAGAGUUGUGUAGGAUUGGCGCCCUUCUCUUCAUAGCGCAGGUGAAAAGGUGGUGCGGGGUCAUUCCUGUAAUAACCAAGGUUUUGAUGGCCAAGUUGCGUCGCUUGUUGAAGAAUGAGUGUAGUGUAUGGGAUGUUAGGGUGAAGAAGCUGAGGUUAUGGACACUUGUUAUGGCUGGCUGCACGGCAACUACUGAUGAUGAGAGAGCUUGGGUUAUUGAGACUGUGAAACGGGAUAUUUCUGACUGGACUGAAUUGGAGAAUGUGAAGAAAAUGUGGUGGAUAGAUGAGCUAUUUCAGGUGGGAUUGUCAAAUAUCGAGGAAGAGAUUCAUUUAUUUCAAGAGAUAGAUCCAUAA